Molecule: messenger RNA, 2301 nt
Organism: Trichobilharzia regenti
Lineage: Eukaryota; Metazoa; Platyhelminthes; Trematoda; Strigeidida; Schistosomatidae
Source: the annotation of a GenBank genome assembly
AUGCAUUGGACAUUGAGGUGGAUAUAUUGUACCUAUCGAAGUGGAGGCAGGCAGUUGUUCGACAAGUUAAUCGAAAAAGCAACUAGUGAGAUGUUAAUCGAAUCGGAUAUUGAGGCUACAAUAACGAUUUGUGAUAUUAUUCGCAGUCAAGAGAUUUCACCGAAAUACGCUGUUCAAUGUGUUAAAAAACGUCUUCAGUGUGACAAUCCUAAUGUUGUUCUACACACACUUGAUGUCCUCGAGUCAUUGAUGAAAAAUUGUGGCUCACCUGUCCAUGAAGAAGUUUGUAGCUCUGAGUUCAUGCAGGACCUUGUUGGGUUGAUCGAUACCUCUCCAGAUGUCCGCGCAAAGCUCCUCGAAUGUCUCCAAAACUGGGCAUAUGUUUUUCGCGAUCAGUCCGGUUACUCGGCUGUAACAACUGCCUACGAAAAUUUGAAAAAUGCCGGAUAUACAUUCCCGGAAUUUUCAGAAAGCGCAGCUAUGUUUAGUGUUGUUUGUGCUCCAAGCUGGAAAGAAGGAAAUGCUUGUCACCGAUGCAAGUCUGCGUUUACCACAUUUAGACGCAAGCAUCAUUGCCGUAAUUGUGGGCAAGUAUUUUGUGGAGAGUGCACCACAUCCCGUGCUAUCUUACCCAAAUAUGGUAUCGAAAAAGAAGUGCGAGUUUGCGAUUUGUGUUUUGAGACAAUUAACAGACCGUCAACAGCUUCAAAUAAUUUAGAAGAUAAAAAGAACAUGGAAAAAGAGAAUCAGCUUCGACGCGAAAGGGAACUGAAAGAACGACAACUCGAACAACAGGAAAAUGAAGAUUUGGAAUUAGCUCUAGCUUUAAGUGCCAGUGAAGCUGAGACAAACCAACGAAAUAAUCAAGUAAAACCUGUCUCUAAUGUCAAUAAACCUCCUACAUCAUCGUCAUCAUCGACGUCUGGAGUUGCUCAUCUCCUUCCGGUUCUAGAUACAAGUGAAAUGGAUCCUGAACUUGCACAAUACCUGUCUAAACAUUAUCAGAGAACGCAUAAAACUCCUCUUGAAAUGAAUUCACCUGGUAUGCCAUUUCAGGAAUAUUCUCAGGAUCCUUCUGGCCUUUCACAGUCUACUGCUCAACCGAGUGCACCUAUAUACGCUUCUAGUACACCAUCUGAGCAUGGUAUGCUUUCACUGACCUCACUUAAAUCGGGUUUAAAUAAUGAUUUGAACGCAUCAGAAAAAAGAGCAUCGCUUGUAACAAAUUCAGUUAAUGGAAAUAGUGAUGUAAACUCCACUAUGCCAGAAGUUCCUGAAUUAACAAAUCCAAAGCAAGAAGAGUUUCUUGAAGCUUUACGCGGUAGUAUAGAAUUCUUUGUGAAUCGCUUGCAAAGCAAUAAUCAAAGAGGACGGAAUAUUUCAAGUGAUACAACAGUCCAAGCUUUAUUUCUUACUCUGAAUGAUAUGCACCCACAACUAUUGAAGUAUAAACAUUUCAUGGAGGAACGGCGAGCCUAUUUUGAGAAGCUGCAAGAUAAAUUGAAUCAAAUUCGAGAAGCUCGUGAGGCUUUAGAUGCACUGCGUCAUGAUCAUGCUAUUCGCAAACAGAUGGAAGAGCAAGAAGCAGCUCGUUUGCGUCAACUACAAAUUAUGCAGAAAUUAGAAGCUAUGCGUCAGCAGAAAAGAGAUUCUCUGGAAUACAAACUGCGUAUGACACUUAAACAAAAUAUGCAAUAUCAACAAGAGUUUGGAGUGUCACAACCACAGCCUAUGUCGUAUAAUGUUGAAACAUUUCCUCAUGUGCCGAAUGCCUUGCCUGCAGACAGCUACCCUUCUAAUUAUAACUUACCUUAUACGUCUGGACUUAAUUACUCACAGUUUCAACCUGUGCAAAAUGGUUAUCUGCCAAGAGACAACAGAGUAUAUACUACGCAACUACCAGAACCAGUUUCACUUCCGCCUAACCAAAAUGUCACUAGUGGGUCAGCUAAUACAGCUUACCCAACUGCGCACUUCCAUCCCUCUUAUGUUCCCAAUCUACCCGGGCAAGAUAUUCAGUCACAUCCGACAUUCCAACAGGGAACACAUAAUCCAGUGCCUGCCAAUUCUUUCUCCAUGCAAAAUAUGCAGACAGCCUUGCCAAUGUAUUCAGGACAAGAGGAUACUGCUCGUGAGGAAUUAAAGUCUUUUCCCACUAAUCAAACAUAUACGUCCAGCCAAUAUCCGACAGAAACACAGAAUACUUCCAGUUAUGCUCCAGGUGGGACUGUACCAAGGGAUACUCCAAGCAACUUUGUCGAACCAGCCACUACAGAAGCUCAAUUGAUAUCCUUCGACUAA